Sordaria macrospora k-hell is the source of this 1896-nucleotide messenger RNA. RefSeq lists its product as uncharacterized. Gene Ontology annotation, biological process: heme biosynthetic process. Gene Ontology annotation, cellular component: mitochondrion. Gene Ontology annotation, molecular function: pyridoxal phosphate binding; 5-aminolevulinate synthase activity. Lineage: Eukaryota; Fungi; Ascomycota; Sordariomycetes; Sordariales; Sordariaceae. The record is from RefSeq and is a predicted model, not a curated record.
AUGGACUCCGUUCUUCGCCAGUCCAAGGCUGUGUGCCCCUUCAUGAAGAAGGCCACGGCUUCCAGCCUCCGCGCCAUGACCACCGCCGCGCGCCCCGCCGCUUCUCCUUGCGGUGGCGCCAUCUCCAAGCUGCAGGUCCUCGCCAACCGCUGCCCCGUCAUGGGCAAGGCCAUGGCUGUUCAGUCUGCUCGCAUGGGAGGCCGCGCCAGCGCUGCUCCUGCUUCUUUCGUUCAGAAGGCCAAGCUGCACACCGGCCGUCCCCGCGAGGCUCAGGCCGUUGAGGGUGUUUUCACCGGCCAGAAGGUCGGCCUUCCUCCCCAUCCCCCUUUGAAGCCUUCGACUGCCACCGCUGCGAACCCGUCGCCGGCCGCUUGCACUGUUUCGGGCAACCAUGGCACCAAGUUCAACUAUGAGAAGUUCUACGAGAACGAGCUGGAGAAGAAGCACAAGGACAAGUCGUACCGCUACUUCAAUAACAUCAACCGUCUGGCCAAGGAGUUCCCCCGUGCCCACAUGGCCACCAAGGAGGAGAAGGUCACAGUCUGGUGCGCCAACGACUACCUCGGCAUGGGCCGCAACCAACACGUGCUCAAGGCCAUGCACAACACCCUCGAUGAGUACGGCGCCGGUGCCGGUGGCACAAGAAAUAUCUCGGGUCACAACAAGCAUGCUGUCGAACUCGAGAACACCAUCGCGAAGCUCCAUGCUAAGGAUGCUGCGCUUGUUUUCAGCUCGUGCUACGUCGCCAACGACGCGACACUGGCUACCCUUGGUAGCAAACUCCCCGACUGUGUGAUUCUCUCCGACAGUCUCAACCACGCCUCCAUGAUCCAGGGUAUCCGUCACUCUGGCGCGAAGAAGGUAAUUUUCAAGCACAACGAUGUCGAGGAUCUCGAGAAGAAGCUGGCUGCCCUGCCGCUGCACAUUCCCAAGAUCAUUGCCUUCGAGUCAGUGUACAGCAUGUGCGGAUCCAUCGGUCCCAUUGAGAAGAUUUGCGACUUGGCCGAGAAGUACGGUGCCAUCACCUUUAACGAUGAAGUGCAUGCCGUCGGCAUGUACGGCCCACACGGCGCCGGUGUCGCUGAGCACCUUGACUGGGAGGCCCACCAGCGCGGCGAGACCAAGGGAACCAUCACCGACCGCAUCGACAUCUUCACCGGCACCCUCGGCAAGGCCUACGGCUGCGUCGGUGGCUACAUUGCCGGCAGCGCCAAGCUGGUCGACACCAUCCGCUCGCUCGCUCCUGGCUUCAUCUUUACCACCUCCCUUCCUCCCGCCGUCAUGGCCGGUGCCCGCGCCGCCAUUGAGUACCAGAUGAGCUACGACGGUGACCGCCGCCUCCAGCAGCUGCACACCCGCGCCGUCAAGGAGGCUCUCGACGAGCGUGACAUCCCCGUCAUCCCCAACCCCAGCCACAUCAUCCCCAUCCUCGUCGGCAACGCCGAGCUGGCUAAGAAGGCGUCCGACAAGCUCCUCGCCGACCACCAGAUCUACGUCCAGAGCAUCAACUACCCUACCGUCCCUGUCGGUCAGGAGCGUCUGCGCGUCACUCCCACCCCGGGCCACACCAAGCAGUUCCGCGACCACCUCGUCGCCGCCCUCGACUCCAUCUGGACCGAGCUCGGCAUCAAGCGCACCAGCGACUGGGCCGCCGAGGGCGGCUUCAUCGGCGUUGGUGAGGCCGACGCCGAGCCCGUUGCUCCCCUCUGGACCGACGGGCAGCUUGGCAUCGCCGAUGCCGUUGCUGAGCUCCGUGCUGCUCAGGCUUCUGGCGAGAAGAAGGGCGUCACCAACCAGCUUCUUGAGAGCAUUGCGCUCGAGCAGGAGCGUGAGGCGCUCAACGCUGCUGAGGAGGCUGCUGAUGCUGCCAAGGCCGCCGCUGCUGCUUCUGCUUGA